AUUCUCAAAGGAAAGGACUGAAGGAACAACGUUUAAAGAUCAAGGGAUCAAGUUCAUCCCCUUCUAUAGGAGUCACUUCGCCCAGAGCCACAUUUCAACCCUGAACGAGGACUGAUGGAGGGGGACAUUGGCUACAACUCACAUCCCACUGUGGAAGACAAAGUUCAUGUUCUGGUGUGUGUUAUUCCUGUGAGCUCAGUGUCUGUGUUAAGUGAUGAGAUUGUGAUGAAGAUGAGAGAGGUCAGACUGGCAGCCAGUGAACUGGAUAUUCCCCAACUGGCUAUUCUCACCAAAGUUGAUGAAGCCUGUCCCRAGGCUGCAGGGGACUCAAGSAAUAUCUAUAAGAGCAGAUACCUGAAGGAACAGGUUGAUAAAUUCCACAUGCUGCUGGGCCUCCCACUGAACUGCAUCUUCCUUGUGCAGAACUACGAUGAGGAAACUGAGUUAAAUGAAGGAAUGAGCGCUGCGAUCGUGUGCGCACUGAGACAGAUGGUUCAGUUUGGAGAAGACUUCCUCAACAACCUGGAAACAUGAAUGACCCUGAGGCAAAUACUCAGUAGGUGAUUUCAUGUUCAGUGACAGUAAAGUUACACAGCUACAGUCACAGUGGGAACCGUUGGGUUUCUCUAUAGUUUCUAAGGUCUUGACCUUACUAUAUAAUCAAUGAUGACUUACUAAUAUAUGCUUAGAAGGGUAAACUAAUCCUGCAGACUGUUAUAAUGUCUGCAGUUUGUUGUCUUGAGAUCAUUUUCAUGUACGAUGAAAGUUCAUUUAAAGGCAUUUUKAAUUAUUGUUACAAUGUGACUUAACAGCAUCUGUUUCAUUCUCUAAUGCCGCCUCCUAUCAAUGAAUCAAUAAUCAAAACAAUUUCACAGAAUAAAUGAAGUAUUAAUGUCUUUAUAUCAUUUCACUCAUUGAGACUUUGCACAAUAGCAGGACAAUGCUCUGUCAUCACGUCGUUAGCUUGGUGUGACGUCAUCACGUGAUCUGGUCAACAUCUCAGCUGUUGUGAUGGUGCCUUCACGUGCCGCCGGAAAGGAGUKAUUCAAAAGCUCUCGUCUUUUUGUUGACUCCCAGUAUUUAACACAUCACCUGCUCUAAUAAAUGAGUUCUGCUUCGCUUGCUUGGUCUCUGCAAAUUAUUUUGCUGCAGAGACCAAUAGACUAAUUAAUGACAAUUGCUAGCACAAACAUUUAUAUUAUAAUUMAAACAUACAGUGGUCUAAACAGGUUUUGCUGCUAAUUGUCAGUGUCAGUUUUUACAUUGGAAUGAUGACAUGUGGACAUUGAAAAGGYACAGUGUGUUUGUUAAAGUURAAAGAGGCACUAAAUAAAGACUUUAUGUCUGUUUGUCCCUAUGUAAACAUUUUUCAUCUCAGUUUGUGUGAAUAAAUACAUAAAUCCU
Messenger RNA from Paralichthys olivaceus (Japanese flounder), 1404 nucleotides. The record is from RefSeq and is a predicted model, not a curated record. Lineage: Eukaryota; Metazoa; Chordata; Actinopteri; Pleuronectiformes; Paralichthyidae.